AUGGCUGCAACCCAGAAACUAUAUCCCCGUGGAACAGUCAAGCGUAUUGUGAAAGCACACUCCAAUCAGAGUGUCAGCAAGAAUGCUGAUAUCUUAAUCUUUCUGGACUACAUGCUUUUCAUGCAAGAGUUGAUGCGUGAGGCUUCCAUUCGGUCACGCAAGUCUGGUGAGAAGAACAUCUCUGCCAACUCUGUUCGCAAAGUCACCGAGGUAUGA
This is a messenger RNA of Penicillium oxalicum, 216 nucleotides long. RefSeq lists its product as uncharacterized. The record is from RefSeq and is a predicted model, not a curated record. The transcript has 3 exons. Gene Ontology annotation, molecular function: protein heterodimerization activity. NCBI's taxonomy places the organism in Eukaryota, Fungi, Ascomycota, Eurotiomycetes, Eurotiales, Aspergillaceae. Gene Ontology annotation, biological process: chromosome segregation; mitotic cell cycle; kinetochore assembly. The coding region runs from base 1 to 216 and encodes 71 amino acids. Gene Ontology annotation, cellular component: nucleoplasm; kinetochore.